Messenger RNA from Phlebotomus papatasi, 2103 nucleotides. RefSeq names its product neuropeptide SIFamide receptor-like. Lineage: Eukaryota; Metazoa; Arthropoda; Insecta; Diptera; Psychodidae. Gene Ontology annotation, biological process: G protein-coupled receptor signaling pathway. The record is from RefSeq and is a predicted model, not a curated record. The transcript is spliced from 7 exons. Gene Ontology annotation, molecular function: peptide binding; neuropeptide Y receptor activity. The coding region runs from base 632 to 1870 and encodes 412 amino acids. Gene Ontology annotation, cellular component: membrane.
AAAUCAUCUCACCGUAGAAACACAUUUCAAUGUCACUAAUUACAUAAUUAAAUUCAUCUUCGUAUUUUCCCACGGUUUUCAACACUCUAACUCGCCUUGAAUGCUCAAACUUAUGCUCAGAAGCCUUAGGAAGUAAUAAUAAAUUACUUUCACGCACGAGUUAGAAAUAUGUUUUCUAAAAUUAUAAAUUUAAACGAUAAGAUAAUAUCGCUCUAAAUAUAAAAAUAAAAUUAAGCAAACAUUAUUAGGAUUACGUGUUGUUGCAAGUUUCACAUCUACAAGGCAUAAUUUGGAAAGCUUUAAGCUUCUAUUUGUAAUAAAACAUACUUCGAAAAUACCUAACUCAUUUAUCAUCACCAUUACUAUCAUGAUGCGUAAAAGUGGGAAAAGAAAGAUUUAAUUAACAUCGGAAAUAUAUCUGUUUGAGAAGGAAUUUUCCCCUAAAGAUAAUCCUUAUUAGAGAACUAAUUCAAGGUCUUGUUAGAAUUGGCAGUUAUUUUGGUAAAAGUUAUAAGUAAAAUUUAUAUUGGAUUCACAGACAAAACAUCCAAGGGUGGAGUGAAGAGUGGGUUGGGCAAGUGAUAAAAAAGAAAAACCUUCUUCGUGGGAAAUUGAAUGAAGAGUAAAAGUGAUGAAAAAUUGUACAGACGGAAAUAUCACUUUCUGUGAUGAUGGCAAUUGGUGGGACUUUACCCUCAACAAUAUCACAAAUUACACCACGAUUGAGUACCAAAAUGAUCCAGGAUUUACCCUCAGAUAUGGCAUUGCAGCUACAAUUUUUCUCAGCUUGGCCUAUGGAAUUGUUUUUGUAUUGGGGGUCGUGGGCAAUGUGGCAGUCGUUAUGGUUGUCUUCAAGAGCACCGGCAUGAGAUCAGCUACCAAUCAAUUUAUAGCGAAUCUGGCGAUAGCAGAUCUACUUGUGAAUUUCUUCUGUCUACCAUUCACAUUGGUUGGAAAUGUUUUUCAAGCUUGGAUUUUGGGAGUUUUUGUCUGCAAAAUUGUUUCAUAUUUGCAAGGAGUAUCCGUAUCAGCGUCCGUCAACACCUUGAUGGCAAUCUCUCUAGAGAGAUGUGCAGCAAUUUCCUUCCCACUCACAGGGACCAUGUCCAAGCGACAGUAUCGCUUCUCAGUGAUUCUUAUCUGGACAGUUGCCCUGACUAUCAACAUGCCACUGCUCUUUGUCUUCUCCACUGAGCCACUGGGCAUCAAAGGAAGUGUUGCAGAAGUUUGUGUUGAACUCUGGCCAUCUGAGGAUGCAGAUAAUCUCUUCUUUGCCAUUGCAAAUCUCACCAUUUGUUAUCUCGGACCACUCACAGUCAUCUCCAUCUGCUACACUGUAAUCUGGCGGAGUGUGGCCAAUAGGAGUAUUCCUGGCGAGAGACUCUGCAAUCGCCAAAUCUGUGUCGUCAACAGAUCAAAGGUCAAGGUCAUCAAAAUGGUCUUUGUAGUCAUUGUUACAUUCACCCUCUCCUGGCUUCCACUCUAUGCGAUCUUCUGUUUUGUUAAAUUUUCCGGAAAUCUCCUUAACGAUAAGACAACUCAAGACAUCAUCCAUGUCAUCUUCCCCAUUGCACAAUGGCUAGGAGCAGCUAAUUCCUGUAUUAAUCCCAUCCUGUAUGCCUUCAUGAAUCGCAAGUUUCGUGUAGGCUUUAAGGGCCUCAUUGGAAAAACAACUACCUCAUCCCAUCUCUUUGACAACAAUGUUGGAUUUACCUUGAAAGAAUUUAGCAGUCGUGGAAGUCGAAGAUUUAGUUCCAGCAUCAAAACUCAUCAUGGAAUUAUUAAGGCGGAGUCUUUUAGAAUGUCUUUUCCGACCAAUUCUACACAUCUUACCGUCAUUAAUGACCAAUUCCUUCCUCCCAAGAACUAAUUGUUAAACUAUUGACUAGGUAUUUCUUUCAAAGUGUGACGUUUUAUGGUAAAAUUGUUAAAUUUUUCUGGUAAAUGUUAUAGAAAAGAGAUGAAAUGUACCUGUUGUAAAUCGUUGAAUGUUUCCCUGGAGAGAACAAUUUCAAUUUUGACUACAUUUUUUGACUCACACAUUAAAUAUAUUCUUGAUAAUCAGUGUAAUUUGAAAUUAAACCAAGAAUUAUUAUACAGAAA